Rhodotorula toruloides NP11 is the source of this 2943-nucleotide messenger RNA. RefSeq lists its product as uncharacterized. The record is from RefSeq and is a predicted model, not a curated record. Lineage: Eukaryota; Fungi; Basidiomycota; Microbotryomycetes; Sporidiobolales; Sporidiobolaceae. The transcript is spliced from 5 exons. Bases 1 to 2943 code for a protein of 980 amino acids.
AUGCCCUCUCCGACGAACGCGCGUGCAGCAACCGCGCCCGGUGCAGGCGGCGACGUGGACGACGAGGCAGCGCGACGAGCGGCUGCUCUGCUCGACGCGAGUCCGGGCAUCUACACGCUCAGGAAGAGGAAACGGAUGUCGAUGGACGAGCAGGACGAUGGGCCGGACGGGGAGGCGGUGGAACCGGUCGCGGAGAAGAAGCAGGUCGAGCAGAAGGGGAAGAAGGGAGUCGGGAAGAAGGGAGGAAAGGCGCCGGCGAAGAGCAAGGCGCCUGUCGCCAAGAAGGCUCGUGCAGGACUCUUUGCGCGUGACGAACAAGCGCCACCUGCAGGAGCGGCGGCAAAGGCGGAAGUCGAGGAUCCUGCCGACAACUCUUCCCUCACUUCCCUCAGCGACCUCGACGAGCGCGAGCCUGCCGCCACAUCUUCGCCCGCACCUUUGCACUCUUCGCCGAAGCCUACCGAGCGGAAGUUCGUCACCGUCGAGACGGAAGAGGAAGACGAGCUCGAGCAGGACGAGCCGGACGAGCCGAGCGAAGACGACGAGUUCGACCCUUUCAAGCCGGCGCCUGCUGCGACGAAGUCGAAGAUUUUCGGUGGACGGAAGCCCAAAGUGCCGGCGGCGAAAAGUAAGGUGAAUGGCAAGGCGAAGGGCAAGCGUCCUCCGGCGAAACAGAAGGCUCCGACGAAACCGGCAGCAGCGCGACUUCCUCUGCAAACGCAGGCGCCUCCGACCAUGAGCAACCGCUCGCGAUCGCGGCCUCCAGCACGCACUCAGUCUUCGAAGGAUCUCCCUCGCGUCGCGACCGACUUUCGCCCGCCUUCCAUGCCCUCCGUCAUGGAGCUUUACGAGCGCCGCGAGGAAGUGCUGCAGCAUGCAAGGCUAGAGGCGACUCGAGAUGCCCAAUUGCAGAUCCGCUCAGAAGACUUGAUAGCGACGGCGCUCGAAUCGCUCGAAACCGGCUCACAGCAGACUGCGCUCUCCCUCGCCAUGAACCGCUACUCGUCCUUCUGCGCACACCCAGCCGUCGACAUCCCGCCUUUCCCCAUUACGCCGACGAAAAUCAGUCUCUUCCUUUCCCGCGUCCCGACUGGUACCCUCCCCUUGCUCCUUCUCUCCGUCUUUCCUCAGCCCGACGUCUACCCCAUCCCCGUUGCCGGCGUACUCGAUCCGAACCUCACCCCGGACGAGUCGACCCGUGUCACCCAAGAGCUCGUCCGUUGCUGGGUCGACGCCUUCUCGUUCGCCCAGAUGGCGACGAGGGACAUCUGGGAGCCCGUUCUCGACCGCGACCGCUUCGAGGCGCGCGCAAGGGAAGACAGUCCGCCCUCGCAGCCUCGUGGUACGCUGCACCCAUCGCUCAGGCCGAUCAAGGACGACUUUAUCGUGCGCGAGAUCAUCGCCGCCGUCGAGAGCUACGAGCACAUGAACUCAUACGCGGAGAGAAUGGAGGCGCAGCGUGCGGCUGCCACUGUGGCGAGUUCGGCUGGCGAGGCAGGCGGCGGCGUUGAGCCGGCUGCAGUGAUGGGCGGCGGGAAGGGCAAGACCAAGUGGACGAAGGGCGGCAAGGCUGUCGCGGCGCCUUCCAAGUCCAACACUCCGACCACACCUCUGUCGCAGCGAGACGGCGCCGGAACCCCUUUCGACUUUCCCCUUCACGGCGCCGCAGCACCGGCUCAGCACAAGUCGCCCCCUCUUGGAACGGCCUUUGUCGACAGUAACGACUGGAACGGCGCCGACCUCUCGUACUACCCGCAGCUCGAAGCGCAGCUCUCGUACGCGGUGCACGAUGGCUCGACCUCUUACGACCGCCCGCCUGUCGCCGCAGCCGCGAACGACAGUCUGUUCCCCGUCAAAGAGCUCCGUGACGUCGCUUCGCAUGCGGAGCAGGCGGUUCACCGCCGCAUGGUUUCCUCUUAUGCGUCGCUUGAACCGGGUCAUCCUGUGACUGGGCCUUCGACUGGCUUCCCGACGUCGUCGUCAGUCCAGAGCGACGCCUACAGCUCGCAGACGCCGUACAGCACGGGCGCGUCCGCCUUCACGCGCAACCGGCACGUCUCGCACGACCCGCGCCUCCAGACCGUCCAGCAUGAUCCGCCGCGCCAUCUGCCGGCGAUGCAGCCCGCCUUCACGAGCCGAGCCCCACACUCGCACCGAUUUUCGCGAGCCGUUGCGCAGGGGACGCAUGCGCUCCCGUUCGCUGGGGCCGGUUCAUCGUCGACAACGGCCGCACCGGCUUCGUGGCAUCCUUCGCAGGCAGCGACGGGUCGGCGGGACUCAGCAAUCGACUUGCUCGGAGAAGCGGCGUCGCUUGUCGAAGGCCGUCGCGACCAGCAGCCGUUCACCGCGCCUUUCGAUGCACAGACGGACUCGGUGCAUGCCUUUUCGACAACCCCGUCGAUGCAGCGCGCCGUCUUUCAGCCGUCGUCGUGGGCGCAGUCCACCUCGCACGACCCGGUCCAACGCCUCUCCGCCGGCUACCUCGUCGACCCGUCGCCUGCCUCGCAUCGUCCCAAGCUCCAGCAUCAGCCCGCCUCCUACCCCUUGGCUCACCGCUCGACGCCUUACGCGAACUCCCAGCUUCCUCUGAUCGACGAAGUCGGCGCCGGACCUUCUCGCCCCGCACAUCUUCCGCCGACGCCGUACUCUACCGUCCCGGGCUACGAGUUCGACAUACCUUCGAACGGUGCUCAAGGCUACACGACACAGCAGUACCGCCAGUCGUCCGUCUCGCAAUGGCGUUCGACCGAGUCGCAAGUCACUUCCUACUCCUCCUCGCAAGCCUAUCCAACACCUGCGCCUCCGUCGACCGGUCACUUCUCGACUUCGAACGCGGCGUAUGAAGGCUUCGACGAACGCUACAACUUCGGAGCGACCCAGGCGCCCAGGCCGUCCGACUCGACCGCACCCGCAUCCAUCGGUCUCGGCAUCCAGCUUGACUGA